AUGAUGUGGUAUUGUUAUUAUGAGCUUAAAGUAUACGGAGGAGUUCCAUAUUACAUUCAGGCAAUUUCUCAGGAGAAUAUCGCUGUAUUGACAAGUCAUGCGGCGCCGGUCGCCACGACUUCUCCAAAAAAAAUGCGUGAUGAUUUGGUUAUGGAUGAUGGUUGGGUUUAUGUUGAAGAAGCUGCGGAUGCCUUGUCAGGAAGGUCGUCACCAGUUAUGGUGCAGAAUUAUGACUUAGAAGAUUGCUCAAGCACUGCUUCGAGCGAAAAUUCAAAGCUGGUUUCGGCUUCUUUGGCGAAGUCUCAUCUUCAGCAUCUUGAAUCUGUACAUAGAGCUAAAUUUUUGGCGGCAAAGAAGGCACAAUUAGAACAGAAGUUAUUCGAAGAUGUACCGUGGACAGGAAAAGGGAAAGAAGAAGACGUUCGUUUGAAGGCGUCAAAUAACACUAAUUUUUCUGCUUCAAAGAUGAAAAGAUCGACAGCUGCGGGACACGUUGCUUCUGAACCAAAAAUUAGACAACGUUCUAAAAGAUCCGGGAAGCUUUUCUCAGGACGCAACAACGAUCGUAAAUGCAACAAUCUUAACUAA
Messenger RNA from Enterobius vermicularis (human pinworm), 588 nucleotides. NCBI's taxonomy places the organism in Eukaryota, Metazoa, Nematoda, Chromadorea, Rhabditida, Oxyuridae. The record is from the annotation of a GenBank genome assembly.